Phaedon cochleariae (mustard beetle) is the source of this 1134-nucleotide messenger RNA. The record is from the annotation of a GenBank genome assembly. NCBI's taxonomy places the organism in Eukaryota, Metazoa, Arthropoda, Insecta, Coleoptera, Chrysomelidae.
AUGUUGGACAUCGUAUUACCAAAGACGCAAUCUACUGGAGACUGCAAGGAAAUGAGGGAACUUACUGCUCGAAUCUGCCGUGAUUAUCUUCAUGGAGUAUGGAAGAAAGUCAAUGCGAAAAAUAUUGACUUCAAACAUAUUAGCGGCGGUCUGUCGAACCUCCUGUACCACGUCUCCCUACCAGAAUCCCUCUUCGCCGAGUCCAAACGGCAGGACGAGCCCAAAGAGGUGCUCAUCCGAGUCUACGGCCAAACGCACGGUGAGGGCGCCAUCGAGGCCCUCAUCACCGAGUCCGUGGUGUUCACGCUGCUGUCCGAGCGGGGCCUCGGCCCCAAACUGCACGGCAUCUUCCCUGGCGGCAGGAUCGAGCAGUACAUCGAUGCCAGGCCGCUGAAGACCAGGGAAUUGGCCGACGAGAAACUGUCCGUUCGUAUCGCACAAAAAAUGGCCAGUAUUCAUGAGAUGGAGGUACCACUGCACAAAGAACCAGAAUGGCUAUGGAACACUCUGAACAGGUGGCUUCAAACCUGUGAAAAGAAACCAAUUAAAAAUAUGCCCGAAUACGUGAGUGACAUAAUGGAGAAAACCGAUUUGAAAACCGAGGCGAAUUGGCUCAAAAAUAGACUGGAAACCGAAGACUGUUCUGUAGUUUUUUGUCACAACGAUAUGCAAGAGGGAAAUAUUUUGAUUUCCAGGGAUGCGGACGCAAACAUGGAAGACCCUGAACUUGUAAUAAUUGAUUUUGAAUACUGCUCGUACAACUAUAGAUCCUUCGACAUUGCGAACCACUUCGCGGAAUGGGUCUACGAUUACACCGAACCCAACCAUCCAUUCUUCAAGGAGGAUUUGACCAAGUAUCCGUCUGAAAAGCAGAGAUUGGACUUCAUCAGGGCGUACUUGCACGAGAGGGGCUCCCGAGAGAACCCGAAGAAGGUCAUGAGAGAGGUGGAGGUGUUCACUUUGGCUUCACAUUUAUUCUGGGCGGUAUGGGCCCUCAUCAAUGCCAAGACCUCACAGAUUCCAUUCGGAUACUGGGAAUAUGCCGGUUGCAGACUAUCCGCGUAUUUUCAGCUGAAACAAAAACUGUCAGGCUGUACACAACUGAAAAGGAAGAUGGAUGAACUGACAGUGUAA